AACAACUUCGUUUCUUGCGCGUCGAUUCGAAUGUCGGUCUGGAAGAGCGUCAUGUCCGUGUCGUUCCAUAGCCACGGCAUUCGUAGACAAUGGGAAUCCGUCGCAGCUAAUACAAUCUGCGUUAGUGCCGGUUUCAAAGGCGCCUAUCUAUUCGAUCAGGGCAGAGCGGACGCUGAAACUAUCCUGGCAUUCCUCAGAACUGCCAAACAAGCUGGUCUCAUUACACACUUAGACAUACUGGACAUUGAUCAUGACAGUCUGUUCAUAACACGUAGACAGACACUGAUGACUCAAUGUGUCUGUGACCAGAGAGACUGCUUCAGGCGCAUCUCGUUUAUUGAUGUUUCUCCUCAUCGAGAGCAUCCCUGCUUUGUGUCCGACGGUGAGAGAAGAAUGAUAAUACAACAGCUUGGUGUCUUGACUGACAACCUACUUAGUGCAUUAUCGAGUGGAUCAUACAUCUUGCCUAAGACAAUUGCAGUCAAAUCACAUCCCGAUUUACCUCUCUGUGUCUUAUUUGGUUAUCUACUUGGAUAUCCUAUUAUUUACUGGACGGACAACGUCGACCCGUGCGCCUCCAAUUGUUUGGGAAUGGUUUCUUUGAGGAGACACACAGCCGUCAUGUCUAGUAGAGAGUUGAGAGAGCAAAUCGUAUCGUCUUUCAGUUUGCCUGAGAACCUGUGUGUUGGUGUUGAGUGUCACGUGGCCAAAUGGAAGGAACAGUUUGCUGUGGAUUGUUUGGAUGCAAAAUGUGGUGACUUCUCGUUUACGUUUAGUGAGCAGUCUUUCGUCUUCCCACAAGUUGCUUUGUGAUGCCAUGCCAACAGGAAGCCAUUCUUAAUUUAGGGGAUGGGUGAGUCUUUUCAACCACAAUCACAUUGAAGUUAUGGUGAGAUGGCCAAGCUCAAGAUUGAACUUGCGGCCAUUAUGAAACCAAAAAAUCUGGGACAUCAGUUGGAAAGGGUCUUUUACCAA
Corticium candelabrum is the source of this 975-nucleotide messenger RNA. RefSeq names its product UPF0739 protein C1orf74 homolog. Lineage: Eukaryota; Metazoa; Porifera; Homoscleromorpha; Homosclerophorida; Plakinidae. Bases 31 to 813 code for a protein of 260 amino acids. The record is from RefSeq and is a predicted model, not a curated record. The transcript has a single exon.